AUGGACGACAGACCUCACAAACCACACAGAGCCUCUCAGUCAGGCAACAAGGCUGAGAAGAAGAACAAGGCAAAGGGAAAGGAGAAACAACAUGGGUUCAAUGAAAAGGCCUUUGCACCAAAAUCAGGUCGGAGAGCAGACAGACAAGGUCGUCGUACAGCCGAGAAGGACCAAACCAGGCUACACGUUCCCCUAGUGAACAGAACACCAGAUGAGGACCCUCCACCCGUCAUUGUCGCCAUCGUCGGUCCACCAGGAGUCGGCAAAACAACCCUGCUCAAGAGUCUAGUCCGGCGGUACACCAAACAGACUCUGACUGAAGCAAAGGGACCCAUCACCGUCGUCUCCGGCAAAAAGAGGCGACUUACCUUUAUCGAAUGCAACAACGACCUCAACAGCAUGAUCGACAUUGGCAAAAUCGCAGACCUCGUGCUCCUCAUGAUAGACGGUUCAUUCGGUUUCGAAAUGGAAACCUUCGAAUUCCUCAACAUCCUCCAAAGCCACGGCUUCCCAAAAGUAAUCGGCAUCCUCACCCACCUCGACCUAAUCAAAAAAGCCGCCACACUCAAAUCCACAAAAAAAGAACUCAAAAAACGGUUCUGGACAGAAAUCUACCAAGGCGCUAAACUCUUCUACCUCUCAGGCGUCAUCAAUGGCCGAUACCCAGAUACAGAAAUCAUGAACCUCUCCCGUUUUAUCUCUGUGAUGAAAUUCCGGCCUCUCGUUUUCAGAAACUCCCAUCCGUAUAUGCUGGCUGACCGCUUGGAGGAUCUGACACCCCGAGAACAAGUCCGGACGAGUAAAGGCAAAUGCGAUAGGACGGUUACGGUGUACGGAUACCUCCGCGGGACGAACCUGCGCAUGGGGAGUAAAGUCCACAUCCCUGGUGUCGGCGAUCUGGAGAUGAAGAACGUGACGGUGUUGGGAGACCCUUGUCCUCUCCCAACAGAGGAGAGUGAAAAGAGGAGAAAGCUGAGCGAGAAGAAGAAGCUGUUGAUCCAUGCACCUAUGAGCGACGUGGGUGGGGUCAUGUACGACAAAGAUGCAGUAUGGAUCAACGUCCCCGGUAGUUUCACGAGGGGGAAUGCGGAUGUACCCCAAGGCGAAGGAGAGCAAAUGGUAAUGGACCUCCAAGACGUAAACGCAACACUCGAAGACGCAGUUGCACGUAGCCAAAUCAAACUCUUCAGCACCUCCUCCGCACCUCUCAGCGUCGAUCCCUCCCACUCCGCCUCUCAAGCCGCCUCUGACGAUGAGGUCCCCUCCGACGAAGAAUUCGACAGCGAUGCAGAAGAUGAAGAAGAGUUCGAUGAUUCCGGUCUCAGCGACGACGAAGACGAAGACGCAAUGGACGAGGACCUCGACAUCUCCCAAGACCCACGCAACACAGGCCGAACGACACGCAGGACAUCCGCGCGUGGCCUGCCCAGCUCAAGCAAACAACGCUCACACGUUGACUACGCAGACAGCGACUCUGACCUCGGCCUCGAUGACGACGAGGACAAUGAUGUAGGUAGAGUCAAGGUCCCAGGCGAAGCCAAGGACCACGACAUCCCCAGCGACGAGGACGUCGAGAUGUCCGAGGACGAAGGCGACGAAGAGGAAGACGAGGAUGAUGUCCCCAAGUGGAAACGCAACCUUGCCGAAAAAGCUCAACAACUCGCCUCCUCAUCACGCAAAGCCCGUCGGAAAGACUGGACAAAGCUGAUCUACACCACGACCCUGACACCAGAGGAGAUCAUUGCCGGGGAGGAACCCCAGGAGGAAGAGGAGCCUGACAUCGAAGAUGACGACGAGGACGAUUUCUUCAAGGUCAAGAGUCGGCCUAAAGAGGUGGAUGAUAUCGCGGAUAGGACGAAACUGGGUAUCGACCCCGAAGAGUUGAAGAAAUGGGAGGACGAGGAGAUGUUGGACUCGUUACGGAAAAUGUUCAUCACCGGAUCCGACGAGGCAGAGGGCGAACAAGGUGAAGACGGCAGCAACGCCGAAGACGAGGACGAGGACGACGACUCCGAAGGUGACUCUUCCGACGGCGACUCGGAAGGCUCAGACACCGAGGGCACCCCCAAACGCAAAAAGAAACUCAGCCCAGAAGAAGCCCGCGCAGCCUCCCUCGCCGCCAAAAAAGAAGCCCUCAAACGCAAAUUCGACGAACAAUACGACGACCCCGAAUCCGCCAAACUCGAUUUCUACGACGAAAAGAAAGAGGAAAUCGCCCGACAACUCGCGCUCAACAAGGCCGAAUUCGAAGGGAUCGACCCAGAAGCUCGCGUCCUCGUCGAGGGGUACCGUCCCGGCUCCUACGUGCGCAUCGAACUAAAAGACGUCCCCGCCGAAAUGGUGGAAAACUUUGACCCAACAUACCCAAUCGUCGUCGGGGGUCUGCUCCCCGCCGAAGAGCGCUUCGGGUACGUCCAAGUCCGAAUCAAACGCCACAGGUGGUACGCCCGCACACUCAAGAACAACGACCCCCUCAUCUUCUCCCUGGGCUGGCGGCGCUUCCAAACGAUCCCCAUCUACUCCUUGGACGACCACUCCAUCCGCAUGCGCAUGCUCAAAUACACACCCGAGCACAUGCACUGCUACGCCACCUUCUACGGGCCCGUCACACUCCCCAACACCGGUUUCUGCGCUUUCAACUCUUUGUCUGAGGGGACAGCUGGGUUCAGAGUCUCCGCUACGGGCGUCGUUCUGGACAUCGACCGCUCAGUCAAGAUCGUGAAGAAACUCAAGUUGACGGGCGUGCCGUAUAAGAUAUUUAAGAAUACGGCGUUUGUGAAGGAUAUGUUCUCGAGUGCGUUGGAGGUGGCCAAGUUUGAGGGGGCGAAUAUCAAGACUGUGUCUGGGAUCCGGGGACAGGUUAAGAAAGCCCUGCCAAAACCUGAUGGAGCAUUCCGAGCAACAUUCGAGGACAAAGUCUUGAAGAGCGACAUCAUAUUCCUACGCGCAUGGUACUCCGUCCAACCCCGGAAAUUCUACAACCCCGUCACCUCCCUCCUCCUCUCCGAUAAGACCAGCUGGAAAGGCAUGCGCCUAACCGGGCAAGUACGACGCGAACAAGGCCUCAAAACACCGCUCAACAUGAACUCGACCUACAAAAAGAUCGAGCGCCCCGAACGGCGGUUCAACCCACUCGUAAUUCCCAAGAAACUCCAAGCGGCCCUGCCCUACGCCUCGAAGCCUAAACUCAUGAAACCGCAGUCCAACCAAACGUAUAUGCAGAAGCGGGCAGUGGUGAUGGAGCCCGAGGAGAAGAAGGCCGUUGCGCUCCUGCAGCAGAUCCGGGCGCUGAGGAAGGACCAGGUGGCGAGGCGGAGGGAGAAGAAGGAGGAGAAGAAGGAGGAGAAGAGGAGGAAGGAGAGGAAGGAGGAGGAGAGGAAGGCUGAGAAGGAGAAGGAGAGGAAGAAGGAGGUUAUGAGGAUUAUUGGGCAGAAGAGUCGGAGAGAGGAGGCUGGGGAUGAUGGGAGGCGGAGCAAGAGGCGAAAGUCGUAG
Messenger RNA from Coprinopsis cinerea okayama7#130, 3492 nucleotides. Its product is annotated as GTP binding protein. NCBI's taxonomy places the organism in Eukaryota, Fungi, Basidiomycota, Agaricomycetes, Agaricales, Psathyrellaceae. Gene Ontology annotation, biological process: maturation of SSU-rRNA from tricistronic rRNA transcript (SSU-rRNA, 5.8S rRNA, LSU-rRNA); endonucleolytic cleavage of tricistronic rRNA transcript (SSU-rRNA, 5.8S rRNA, LSU-rRNA); ribosome biogenesis. Gene Ontology annotation, cellular component: nucleus; 90S preribosome. Bases 1 to 3492 code for a protein of 1163 amino acids. The transcript has 5 exons. The record is from RefSeq and is a predicted model, not a curated record. Gene Ontology annotation, molecular function: U3 snoRNA binding; GTP binding; GTPase activity.